This is a messenger RNA of Parasteatoda tepidariorum (common house spider), 2249 nucleotides long. It is a transcript of the gene sgl, whose product is annotated as UDP-glucose 6-dehydrogenase sgl. Lineage: Eukaryota; Metazoa; Arthropoda; Arachnida; Araneae; Theridiidae. Gene Ontology annotation, molecular function: NAD binding; UDP-glucose 6-dehydrogenase activity. The record is from RefSeq and is a predicted model, not a curated record. Gene Ontology annotation, cellular component: nucleus. Gene Ontology annotation, biological process: glycosaminoglycan biosynthetic process.
UAGAAAUUUCACUAUCAGAGAUUUUCUCUGUUCCGGAAAUUGACAGUUUUAAGCCGAUGAGUUUUAAAUUCUUGACGGACUUUUCUUUUUGUAUUUAAGUUCCUAUUUUGAAGAAAGUUCAUAAAAAUUAAAUAAGAAAGUAUUGGAACAAAGUACGCAAUUAACUCAAGAGCUGUAAUUAAUUUUACUUCAUUUAAUAUUCGCUACAGUUUAAAUUUAAAACUCUCUGGUAUUCGGUUAUAUUUCUCAACAAACCGGUUAUAAAACCUAGCUGAAAAAUGGUGAACCAAAUUUGCUGCAUAGGAGCUGGAUACGUUGGUGGUCCAACUUGUAGUGUUAUAGCUAAUGAAUGUCCUGAUAUAAAAGUGGUUGUGACUGAUAAAAAUGAUGCUAGAAUACGAGCUUGGAACUCUGAGGAAUUGCCUGUUUAUGAGCCUGGCUUGUUUGAAAUUGUUAAGAAGUGUAGAGGUCAAAACUUAUUUUUCACCACUGAUGUUGAUUCUGCUAUAAGAGAGUCAGAUUUAAUUUUUAUAUCUGUAAAUACACCAACUAAAACAUUUGGCUUUGGAAAGGGCAGAGCAGCUGAUUUGAGGUACAUUGAAGCUGCAGCUCGGAGAAUAGCAGAAAUUUCUAAAAGUUCUAAAAUUGUUGUGGAGAAGAGUACUGUUCCUGUCCGUGCUGCAGAAAGUAUCAAUAGUAUUUUGAGGGCAAAUAGGAAACCUGGUGUUGCAUUUCAAGUACUCUCAAAUCCAGAGUUCUUAGCUGAGGGUUCAGCUAUUCACGAUUUAAUGUAUCCUGAUCGUAUUUUGAUUGGAGGAGAUCAAACAAAAGAAGGAUUGGAAGCUAUUCAAAAGUUAUGUUCCAUCUAUGAAAGAUGGAUACCUAAACAAAAUAUCUUAACUAUGAAUACAUGGUCUUCUGAGCUCACUAAACUUGCUGCUAAUGCUUUUCUGGCACAGCGCAUAUCAGCUAUUAAUUCGAUUUCUGCCAUUUGUGAAGCUACGGGUGCUGAUGUGAGUGAAGUGGCGCAUGGCAUAGGAACUGACAGUCGUAUUGGGUCCAAAUUCCUAACUGCAAGUGUUGGUUUUGGUGGUAGUUGUUUUCAAAAAGAUGUUUUGAACAUAGUGUAUUUAUCUGAAUGUUUGAAUUUACCUGCUGUUGCAGCUUUUUGGUACCAGGUUAUUGAGAUGAACAAUUUCCAGCGCACCCGAUUUGCUCGCCGAAUCACAGAAAACAUGUUUAACACUGUUACUGGUAAAAACAUUGCCAUUUUUGGAUUUUCCUUUAAGAAAAAUACUGGUGAUACCAGAGAAUCUCCUGCCAUUUAUGUCUGCAAGCAUCUCUUAGAAGAAGGGGCUUAUCUUCACAUCUAUGAUCCAAAAGUCCAAAAACAACAAAUACUACUAGAUCUUUCAAAUAAUGAUGGAAUUGAAGAUUGUUACAAAGUGGAAGAUCAAGUGACGACGUUUACUGAUCCAUAUGUUGCUGCAAAAAACACCCAUGCUAUCGUUAUUUGUACUGAAUGGGAUGAAUUUCUUAAUUUAGACUAUAAACAAAUCUAUGACAACAUGUAUAAACCAGCUUUUGUUUUUGAUGGACGUAAAAUGCUCCCCACUGAGACACUCCAGAAAAUUGGUUUUCAUGUUGAGACUAUUGGAGUCAAAACAAAUCGCCUUCAGAACAGAAGUGUUGCUGAAUGCAUCAUUUAAGCUUUGGGUAUUCUUGAUGCAUCAUGAAAGUGCCUUAGCCAAGUUAUGUGUCUGUUAUUUGUUACCAGUCUAUUUAUUUAAGGGGAACAUUUGUUAAAUGGCUUAUUUUUGGAGCACAUUUUUUUGACUAAAUCCAUUUUUUAAAAAGUAUCCAUUUUGAACUAAACUGUAGCGACUCUCCCAACUUGAACUCAUGAUCGUAUAAACAUAUCAUUUAGUUUGUUUUUUUUUGCUCAUAAUCUGUAUUAUAUAAUAAGGUUAUUAUUUAUACUACAUUGUAAAUUUUACUAAAAAUGCAGAUAUAAGGCUUUUUCUCAAAUCUAGGAUUGUCAGCUUUUUUUUUAAAAUCAUUAAUAAUCAUUUUCCUCUUUUUAUUUAUUUUUCUCUUCUAAUUUUUUUUUAUAUUUCUGAGAAGUUUGAAAAAUAGCUGUACUGCUGAAAAUUUUCUUACAAUGGUGUACAGAUAUGUAUGGGCAAAUUCGCUGACUAGAUAUCCUUAAAAUGAGGCGUGCAAUCAUUGGAUUACCUUGUUUCCCCCCC